This is a messenger RNA of Colossoma macropomum (tambaqui), 1874 nucleotides long. It is a transcript of the gene spsb3b, whose product is annotated as splA/ryanodine receptor domain and SOCS box containing 3b. Bases 132 to 1874 code for a protein of 580 amino acids. The record is from RefSeq and is a predicted model, not a curated record. Lineage: Eukaryota; Metazoa; Chordata; Actinopteri; Characiformes; Serrasalmidae. The transcript is spliced from 7 exons. Gene Ontology annotation, cellular component: SCF ubiquitin ligase complex. Gene Ontology annotation, molecular function: protein binding. Gene Ontology annotation, biological process: proteasome-mediated ubiquitin-dependent protein catabolic process.
CUCUUUCUCUCUCUCUCUCUCUCUCUCUCUCAGAUGUAGGUCAGUGGAGAGAUCUGAGUCACUGUGAUCCAGUCUGGAAGGAACAGCGUGAGUGACUGCAGCAAGGAAAACACCAGGAGAAUAAAACAGUGAUGUCUCGGGAAAGUCCGAGUGGCUGGAGUGUGUGGGAUGGGAGCAGGGAGGCCAUUCCUGCUGUGACGACCCUUGACCCAGAGGAGCGAGGGGUGCAGUCGGACUCUGAGGAGUACCAGCCCGUGACGGAGUGUGUUCCCGCUGAAACGCCUCUGGUGGUUCCUGUAACCGGAGAGUCGUUCUGUCAGUGUCCGACACAAACUGACCUGAGCUCUCAAACACAGCUGGACAUGUACGCACAUGAGUGCACCUGCGGAGAGGACGAGUCAGGCUGUGUGUGGGUGUGGCAUGAAGAGUGUAAAUCUCCUGCAGUGUUGCUGAGCUGCUCUAACAGGAAGGUGAGUUUUCACCCCGAUUACAGCUGCGGCACAGCGGCCGUCCGCGGGUCAGCAGAGCUACGGCACGGUCAGCACUUCUGGGAGAUAAAGAUGACCUCGCCUGUGUACGGCACUGACAUGAUGGUGGGAAUCGGAACGCCGGAGGUGAAUCUGGAUCAGUUCAGGCACAGUUUCUGCAGCAUGCUGGGAGCAGACGCCCACAGCUGGGGGCUCUCCUACACAGGUCUUCUGCACCAUAAAGGGUCAAAGGUCAGUUUUUCUCCACGGUUUGGUCAAGGCUCCAUUAUUGGACUUCAUCUGGACACUUGGUACGGAACUCUAACCUUCUACAAGAACCGCCGGUGGAUUGGUGUGGCUGCCACGGGGCUGCGCAACAAGUCCUUCUACCCCAUGGUGUGCUCCACUGCAGCUAAGAGCAGUAUGAAGGUGAUCAGCUCAGUCUCCGCCCCCACCUCCCUGCAGUACCUGUGCUGUAUUCACCUGCGAGAGUACCUGCCGGACACGCCGGACGCUCUCUCUGCUCUGCCCUUACCGCCGGGGCUAAAGCUACAGCUCAGCCAGCAGCUCGGCUGGGUGCUCAGGCUCAGAAAGCCCGAGGCGUCCACAAAUACCUGUGCUGAGGAUUCCCAGCCAGGCCAUGCCCCCUAUCAGAGCCCAUACCUGGACUCCACCUCCUUAAAACCUGCACACACAUACCUGUCCCCUCAUUCUGACUCAGCAUCCUUCACACCAGCAAACACAUACCUGAGCUCUCAUCCUGACUCCGCCCACAUACCUACACACACACACCUGAGCUCUCCUCCUGACUGCGCCUCCUUCACGCCCGCAGAUACAUACCUGUCCCCUCAUCCUGACUCCGCCUCCUUCACACCUGCUGAUACACACCUGACCUCUCAUCCUGACCCCGCCUCCCUUCUUGAUGCUGCAGCAACUCCUGACUCUGCCUAUUGCACACCUGCAGACACAUGCCUCACCUGUCGUCCUGACUCCGCCUCUUACUUUGAUGAUGAUAACGCUGCAUAUCCUGACUCUGCCUAUUGCACACCUGCACACACAUACCUGUCCUCUCAUCCUGACCCCGCCUCCUGCAAAGAUGUUGAUCCUGAUUCGUUCUCGGACCUUGGCUCCUGUUCUGACUCCGCCUCCUGUUCUGACCCCGCCUCCUGCCCUUGCUGCGAUGCUCCUUUUUCUCUUGUGACCUGUGGCCGUGACGACUGCCUCUCUAGUGCCUCCUGCUGCUCAGGUCCCGCCUCCCGCCCUGCCUCCCCUCUUCCUGAUCACUUCUGCUGCCCCGCCUCUCCUCCUCCUAACCCCACCCACUCUAGGCCAGGCGCCACCUCUGGGAGCGACUCCGACAGCUGCACUUCGGAAACCUGCCAGAGGAAACGCUGCCGCUGGACAUGA